AUGUUUGCUGCCAAGACGCUCCUUCUUCCUCUCCUUGCCCUCGCCGGCCUUGUUCAGUCGUCUCCUCUGGCUGCCAGGCAAAGCGAGGCGUGGAAAACCCUGCCCGCCACCCCCAAGCUGCCCUCGCCCAUCAGCAGCACCAAGGCAUCCAUCAACGGCGCCCAGCUGUGGUUCCAGAAGUACAAUGAGGCAGCCGGCGGCACUCCCAUAGUCUUCAUCCACGGCGGUCUCGGAUACUCGGCCUACUUCGGCGACGUCAUCAGCUCCGUCUCGAAGACCCACUAUGUCAUCGCCGUCGACCGCCGCGGCCACGGCCGCAGCACGUACGGCGCCAACGACAAGUUCACCUUCGAGAUGUUCGCCAAGGACACGCACGACCUGCUCAAGGCCCAGGGCGUCAGCCAGGCGGCGUGGGUGGGCUGGUCCGACGGCGCCGCCACGACGCUGGCCGGCCUGCUCGACAGCACCAUCGCCCCCUCCAUCACCAAGGCCUUCGUCUUCGCCGGCUUCCAGAGCUUCGCCGACACCAACGCCACCUUCACCGACACGACCAUCUACAGCGACUUCGUCUCCCGCUGCGCCACCGAGUACGCCGCGCUGCAGCCCACGGCCAAGUUCUCCGACUUCGCCUCAAAGGUCGGCACCCUCGAGGCCACCCUGCCCACCUGGACCGACGCCGACCUGGCCAAGAUCGACGGCAAGAAGGUGACCAUCUCCGGCGCUGACCACGACGAGGCCGUCAACCUGGCUGUGCCCAAGCACCUAAACUCGGUCAUUGCCGGCAGCAAGCUGGUUAUGAUGACGGGCGUUAGCCACUUUGCUCCCGCUCAGGACCCCGUGCAGUUCUCGCAGAAGAUUGAGAGCUUCAUUGCCGCUUAG
Molecule: messenger RNA, 879 nt
Organism: Diplodia corticola
Lineage: Eukaryota; Fungi; Ascomycota; Dothideomycetes; Botryosphaeriales; Botryosphaeriaceae
Product: alpha beta hydrolase
Exons: 1
Coding region: 1-879 (292 amino acids)
Source: RefSeq, a predicted model, not a curated record